CAUCCCAUCCGCCCGGGGAAAAAUGUGGGAACGGCACAAAAUUAUAACUGUCCUUUCCCUUUCAAAGUCGCAUUUUUCUAGUCAAAAAGUUUUAAAAGAAACUCUUGUGGUUUUGAUAAUAUUUGCGGCGACUGUUUAUGGAUUGUUCCUCUUUUUGCACACGUCAGAUUUAGAUGCAAAUAUCUGUCAGAAAAAAGCUGAACUGUGUUUACAUAAAAGAAGUUCAAGAACAAAGCGAGCUGAUGACAAUAAAUUACAAGUAAUGUUCCCAAGCUCACUCGAUACAUCAUCACGGGCUUUAAAAGAAGAAGUCAUUGGUGCAGAAGGAGAAGUUGUUCCAGUUUUCUUCCAUGUUUACUCAGUUGGCCAGACUCUUCCAUGCCUAAUGAGAGAUCUUUUGUUUCAAGGCCUUGUGGAUCCAAAGUUUGAAUGGAUUGGCCCUAAUGGACUAAUUUCUAAAGAAUCACAAAGAUUUGUCAUCACAGACAAUGGAAACUUGGUGUUUGAUACCAUUUAUGUAGUUGAUUCUGGAAAUUACACCUGCAAUCUUACGUACAGGCUUGAUUUGAAACAAGUGACAAGAUUAGUCAGCUAUACAGUCUAUGUGUAUCACAAUCCAAACAAAAGUGUCCGCCUAGAAGCAGAUUUCUACACAACUAAAUGUAACAACAAUGAAAUUACUAAGUUUGAGAAACAUUUGCAGAAGCAGUUGGAAGAUGCUGUCCAGGAUUUGCAGUGUGAGGUGCAUCACUGGAAUUCCGCAUGUCACAGUAUCAAACCCUCAAAGACACCAAUGAGUCAUAUAUUUAAUUUUCAAUUCAUUGUGUUUCCAUUUGCACUUGGCUGGGCUGAUGACUGUAAUGAUCCACAAUGUGACCAACAGUCAGAAGAACGUGUAAAAAAGGCAUACACACGAAUCAGAUCUUUCAUUGAGGAAUAUCCCUUCCAAAGAAAGCUCCAAAAUAUUGACUACAUUGCAAAUUCUCUAAAUGGUGUGAAAGUAGAUCACUGCAAACCAGGAUUUGGCAAAAAUAUCAGAACAAGUAACCAGUGUGAAGGGUGUUGUGUGGCUUGUCCACCUGGACAUUUCAGUGCAAGACAAGAUACAAUCUGCACCCCCUGUGCCUUUGGUUCAUUUAAUAGGCAUUAUGGAAAGACUGAAUGCACAAACUGCCCACACAAUGAAGCUACCAAUAGAAGUGGGGCAACAUCUCAGCAAGAAUGUCAUUGGAUAAUAUAUCAAUGGAUAUUACCUGUGAUCUCUACAAUUGGAACUUGCAUCUUUUUAAUAACCAUUUGGAUAGUAUGUCGGAAGUAUUGCAAAACACCAAUGAAGGGGAAAUACGUUCAGGUAAAGGAGGAAGACGUAAAAGAAGAGGUGAAAACACUAGCAAAUAUUAUUAAAAGUGUUGACUUAUUGGAACAGAAAAGCAAGUUAAGGCCUUCACAAUUUAUUGUUAGGCAUUCUCCAAAACAUGGAGUAGAAUUCUCAGAUGAACAGUGCAUUGGUUUACUUAGUGAUACAGAUACUGACACAUGCAGGACCUUUGACACUUUGAAGUCCGAUGAAACUGCAUGCCCAGAGAGCAGUAUGGAGGAAUGCAUUUCUCCAUACACAUCAGAUGAUUCCUGCUUUACAUCAAGAAGUUCAACUCCUCAAAAUCUAGAAGCAAUCUUCAGGCAUGGAAGGUAG
This is a messenger RNA of Mobula hypostoma (lesser devil ray), 1693 nucleotides long. RefSeq names its product zona pellucida-binding protein 2-like. Gene Ontology annotation, cellular component: acrosomal vesicle; extracellular region; zona pellucida receptor complex. The record is from RefSeq and is a predicted model, not a curated record. Lineage: Eukaryota; Metazoa; Chordata; Chondrichthyes; Myliobatiformes; Myliobatidae. Gene Ontology annotation, biological process: acrosome assembly; binding of sperm to zona pellucida. The transcript has 10 exons. The coding region runs from base 23 to 1693 and encodes 556 amino acids.